AAGCUCAAGGUUAUAAAAGUCAUAACAAGUGACGAAAAGGGGUUUCAUGCAAACUAAAGGAUUUUUUAUAUAUAAUGGAAAUGGUAGCUAGCUUUUCAUUGUCCCUUCAUUCCAUAUGUAUUUGAUCUAUUGUGUUGCUACAAAGUCUUUAUAAACACAGACACAGAAAUUAGAGAACAAGAUCAUGAAGAUAAUAUUGUUAAGGAUCAUCGUGGUUUUCUUUUUUAUUUUACCAAUUUAUUCGGCCAUAUUAUCAGACAACCCUUUAGUUGAACUUUCUAAUGGAGAGUUGGGAAAGAUGGCUGGUUAUGGAGAAGAAAAACUCUCUACUGUUAUCAUCCAUGGUACUCUUCUUUGUCAUCAUCACCAAUCUUGUGCUGAUAUUAUAAACACACAGCUUCCUCCACAUCCAGUUUCAGGAGCAAAUGUGGCUGUCUUUUGUGGAACUAGUGAGGGGAAGGUGAGGGGAUCGUUAUGGUCCAAAAAUAUAACAAAUGAAAGUGGAAAGUUCCUAAUAGAUCUCCCUUCUCAUCUCCAUUCUAUUCCUAAUUUGGAAAAUUCAUGCAAGAUUCAUGUUCUUCAUUUGCCAAAGGACUCCUUUUGUCGUCGCCAUUCUUUUACACAUGCAAGAUCAAUCAAACUAACAUCUAUUGGAGAUGGCACACGCAUUUACACGACCCAAGGGAUCCAGUUAAUUACCUCUAAAGCUUCAAAAGCAGGAUGCACUAAUAAAUUUCACAAGAAGAAGAGAUUGUUAUAAGAAUGUCUCAUCUUUUUUUGGGGCACAAAAAGAACAACAAGAGAUAAAAGGUUGAUUCAAUUGUACACAAUUUAAUUCCUUGUGAUGGCGCUUCAGUCACACAUUGAGUUGUAUAGCCAUGUUACGUACCAUGUACAAUUUUGUAUAAUUAAGCUUAAUUCUAAGUAACUUAUGUGUGUGCGUGAGAGAGAA
Molecule: messenger RNA, 952 nt
Organism: Nicotiana attenuata
Lineage: Eukaryota; Viridiplantae; Streptophyta; Magnoliopsida; Solanales; Solanaceae
Exons: 2
Coding region: 185-760 (191 amino acids)
Source: RefSeq, a predicted model, not a curated record